Messenger RNA from Rosa chinensis, 1249 nucleotides. RefSeq names its product transcription factor GTE12-like. Bases 468 to 1172 code for a protein of 234 amino acids. The record is from RefSeq and is a predicted model, not a curated record. NCBI's taxonomy places the organism in Eukaryota, Viridiplantae, Streptophyta, Magnoliopsida, Rosales, Rosaceae. Gene Ontology annotation, molecular function: protein binding. The transcript is spliced from 3 exons.
CGACCCUUUCCUUUUCCAAUUCGGAGUCUGAGCUUCUUACUCUGAAAUCUGUGUGGGUCUUGCGUUUCAUAAGGGAUUUCCAAUUGCACUCGCUUCGCUUAGAUCACUCUUAGUUUCUGCGUUAUAUCCGUCUCUUUCUGGGUUUUGCGCUUCAGAAUUGCAGCUAUGGGUUGCGAUUCUAAAAGAAGGCGUAGAGAGGAUGUGGGUGACACAACGAUUUCAUCAUCCAAGAAGCAAAAGCUGAUGCCGAUGACAGGUUUGGAGCAGACCCAAAAGCUUCUUUGUUGCGGGAUCUUGCAGGAGCUAAUUGAUCACCGUCAUGGCUCUGUGGCUGUUCGAAUCCCUGAUUCUCAGGAGGUUCGAAGGCCUAUGGAUCUGUCCACCGUCAAAUCCAAGUUGGAGAGAGACAACUACUCCAGUAUUGAUGCCUUUGUGGCCGAUGUCAAGCUUACCUUCCAAAACGCGUUAUGGUAUUACUCUCUUGGAGAAAAACAGCAUGCAAUGGCCAAGAAUCUUGGUCUGUGUCUCUUAUUAGUCCAUUAAGUCUUCAACAACUCAACAACAACAAAAGAGGAGGAGGGGCCAAGAGGUCAUCCAGAAACCUUGACGAAGAGAAGGGUUCUGCUUCUGCUAUCACUUGUGCAGUGGAUAAAGAUAAGGAACGCCGAAUCAAGCGCGGCCUUGACGAAGAGAAGGGUUCUGCUUCUGCUAUCACUUGUGCAGUCAAUAAAUAUAAGGAGCUCCGAAUCAAACGGCUAAGGGAACAGGCUCGUAAGGAAAUUUUGAGGGUUGAAGAGGCUGCUCGAUUGAAAGUCGAGAAUCCUUUACAAGAUCUUCAACAACUCAACUUGUUGUGCAGUGGUGGCAUCAAACAGGAUUCUUGUUACAGGGUGUAUCGUUGGUUGACACUUGACAAGUUGGGCAUCUAUUUGAAGAGGGAUGAACUUGAACAUGUUUAUGAAGAGGAUGAAUUUCGCAUUGGAGAUUGGGAAGAAGAUGGAGAACAGAGUCCACAAACAACGAAAUAUUACAUCCACAUAUGGUGGCAUAUCAUCAUCAUCAAGUACAUACUGCUACGUAGCAAAAUUUAUUCUAUGUACAAAAAUUCAUGUAAUCGUGACAGAAACUUUGACUGUUAUCAAAAUGAGAUUUCUGCUUUUUGCUCCCUUUGACUGUUAUCAAAAUGAGUGCUGAAAAUCUGUGUAUGAUCUGUUAAUCUUUCAAUUGCAUAUUUGGCUGGAUAUUCUUA